AUGCCAAAUUUAGAUUCUAUUUACUUUGCCAAUGCUUUAGUGGCAAUAAAUGAACUUCUCUCUGAACCUAAUACUAUUGAUGAGGCACUCAAUGGUAGUAAUGCCAGGCAUUGGAGAGAAUCUUUAUGUGAAGCAAUAGCGGACUACAUUAAAAACAAAACUUGGGACAUAAGAAGACGUGUGCCACGAGAUGACCGUGAAACUGAUGAUGAAGGAGGAGAAGAAGGUGGCAAAAGACGAAAACGUAAGAAAAAUAGAGAAUCCAAGCAAAAGAAACAGAUAGAAGAUGGCCUUACUGCCAAGCAAAGGAGCAGAAUCAUUUCUAAAGCAACUAUUUCAUCAAGUGAGGAGUCUGACAGUGGAAAAGAAAAGUCUAAAAGAAAAAGGAAAGCAAGGGCUAGUGAUAUUAGUCAAAAUGAUGAAGACAGUGGACCUAAAAAGAGGAAAAUUGCUUCUGAUAGUGGAAGUGAAGAUUCUGCCAGUGGUAAUGCAACAUCUAACAGAGGAAAAGGAGCAAGUGAUGGCAGUCAGAGUGGUGAAGACAGACCAACCAAGAGCAGAAAAAUUGUUUCAGAAAGUGAUGAAGGUAGUGAACCUAAAAAGAGGAGAAUUACAUCCGAUAAUAGUCAAAGUGAAGAAGUUUUAAUUUUGUGGUACUUUCAG
Messenger RNA from Parasteatoda tepidariorum (common house spider), 663 nucleotides. RefSeq names its product zinc finger CCHC domain-containing protein 10-like. NCBI's taxonomy places the organism in Eukaryota, Metazoa, Arthropoda, Arachnida, Araneae, Theridiidae. The record is from RefSeq and is a predicted model, not a curated record.